CACUCCUACAAAGCAGUUAUUUCUUGUUAAGCACUAUCAAGGACAAGUGCUGGUGAAGAAGAUGAGGCUGAAUGAGAGCCGGACAAGAUCCUUCCAGGCUCCUGUCACGGUCCACAACUACCCGGGCAGGCAGGUCUACGUGUUCCCUGAUGGCCCAUCCGACUCGGAGGAGUCCUCGGAGGAGGAGGAGCUCAACGUCAUGGAAUUGCGGCCCCGGGGGAAGGAGCAGCGGGGCAGGGACAGGGACAGGCCUGCAGAGGUGGUGCUGCUGGAGCGGGAGCUCACCGAGGGGGACAGCCUGAACAAGCUGGCCCUGCAGUACGGCUGUAAGGUCGCCGACAUCAAGCGGGUCAACAACUUCAUCCGGGAGCAGGACCUGUACGCGCUCAAGUCCAUCAAGAUCCCGGUGAAGGCGCACGGGCUGCUCACCGAGGGCAGGCAGGAGCUGCGGCCGCUCCCUCCGGCCCAGCCUGGAUUGACCCGCGUGGAGCUGCCGGAGCCCCAGCCCAGCACGGGCGGAUCCAGCGGCCAAAACCUCAGCGACUACUUCAGGGACAUCGACCAGAGCAUCCAGGACGCCGUGCAGGUGGAGGUGCAGCUGAACACAGAGUACUGUGGGGAGCCACUGGAGAGGCCUCUGCCCGAGCCAGGGAAGCGGGACACCGGGAACGGUGCGGACUGCGGGAUCCAGUGGUGGAACGCCGUGUUCAUCAUGCUCCUGAUAGGAAUUGUGCUGCCAGUAUUUUAUAUCAUCUAUUUUAAGACACAAGGCCUGGUGACCCACACUUCCAAUGCAACAGUAACCUCAAAUGUUUCAACAGCUGGAUUGGAAGGGAAAUUACCACAAAGCUCAGCUGUAGGAAAAAAGUCCUAAGGGGAGAGGGGAGACCCCUCCAGCCUCUCCAGCAGUGGUGCCCACACGCUCGUGACUGACCCAAGUGCAUCCAGGGGGAUAUAAUGAUACAGAUAAUUUUUAUUUUUAUAAGUAGCUGAUGAUGGAAUCCUGAACUUGACUGAAAGUGAGGUGAUGUGAUUGUGACGGAAAAAUAAGGAUGAUUUGUUGCUUAUGCAGAUCACUGAGCAGGUGGCUCAAGAGUUGGGAACUCUGCUGAGGGAAAGUAUUUUGUAGCAUUUUACUCAAUGUGAUUGCUUCAGGUGUUUCUUAAUGCCGUGUCUGGAAGCAAAUCCUUUGCUGCUGAGCUAGAGAGUGCAGUAUUAAUGUGCUUGGAAAGCUGGGGGUUGUUUGCAUUUUAAGGAAACACUUUUUGCUGGAGCAGCACUUUUUGCUGCUCUUUUACUGGGAGCUGUUGUUUUUAUCUCUUGCAGACCGUGGUGGUUUUGGCUUAACCCUAAACUGAUGGCUCUAAGCUGGGACAGCCCCUCAUCCUCCUCCUGAGCAAACAGGGCUGGGUUUAUUAGGCUGAUGUCAAGCCCCUCCCCAGGAUGAUCCCAGACCUCUCCCCUGCAGGAAACCCCUCAGGGAUGGGAUCUCGGUGCUGGAUCCGCGCUGUCCCCAGGGUGCAGCCCGAGCCAGCCCUGCCACUGCAGAGGGGGCUGGAGGAGGAUCUGGGAGCAGGGAGAGGACUUGUACACUCUUCUCAAGGGCUCUUCUGUUGGCAGGGGGGUCUAGUCAGUAUUACUUGUUAAAAACACUAACAACAGUCUAUAGUGGUGCAUCUCAGACACCCGAUUCCAGUCACGGGCUGGGUUUCCCUGUGUGCAGAUUUCACAGGAGCAAAGUGUCCCACACAGGGUGCAAGGGCCAGGGCAGAAGCCCAAGGCACAGAAAGAAGGGACAGGACUGAGCUGAUGGUGACACGUUCUGUGACCUGCAGAUGUGCAUUACAGAACUGCUGAGGGUGCAGGAAGAGUGGUGGAGCCUGGGAGGGCAGAGGGCUGUGCUCUCCAGGUGGGACACUGAACAUCGCAGGGAGGAGCAGCAGGGAGGCUUUGGGAGCUUUGCUGCAGAGCACAACUGGCCUCAGAAAUUGGAUGCAUCAAUUCCAAGCCUGCAGGCAGAGGUAAUUCCAGGCCUUCCUGGAACCAAACACUAAGGGAUUUCCACCCCACACAAGCAGCACUGUGUGAUGUUACAAUGACAACCUGCAGCUCUCAAAAAAAGCGCUCGGGAAAGCCUGAGGGAACCUAAUUUUGUACACGAGGACUCCAAAGUAUCUUAUACUGAACAAAAACUUGUAUUUUUCUUCUGUGAAGAGCUGUAUCUCUUUGUUCUGGGGGCGGGGGGGGGAAUUUCUUACAUUUUUAAAUAAAGCCACAUGAAAUAAUAAAAGCACAAGGGGCAAAACUUGUGCCUUUUUUUUUUUUUUUGUUCCCACACUGCACAGUGCUGAGCACCUGCCCCAGGACGAUCCCUCAGCACCCACUGCAGGCACCAGGAGUGGGAGCAGCAGAAGGAAAGGUGAGUGUCCAGAGGGACAGGAGGAUGGGGCUGGACCCAGGUUUUUCUUUUUGUUAGAAGGUUCUUACCAAGCAUUAAUUUUUUACCUUGAGUGUAGUAACAAGUGUGUGUGUAUAUCCCAAAAAAAUCCCUGUUGAUUUUAAUCUCUUCAGUGCAGUUUAAAAGCACAGCCUGACUGAAGAGGACACCUGGAGGGGGCACAGACACGCCAGACAGGACCACGAGAGAGGCUGGAGUACACAGUAAAAGCCAGUAUCUUUACUUUAGUGAAUGCAGGAUACAAAUAUUUUACAACAACCUCUAGCAUUUUUCUUAACCAUUUGAUAAAAAGUUCACUAGAAUAUUUAUUGUAUAUUGAAGAAAAAACAACACAUUCAGGGAAAAAAAAUUGAGAUUAACUUAUUUUUUUUUUUUUCUUAAAAGAUUCGUCUCAAGGAUGGCAACAAAGUCCAGCUUGUGCCGCCAAACGGCUUAUCAGCAUUAAACCGUGAACAGCUUCUUUGUGAACUGUUGACUACAAACAUUUACCAAAUACAUAAAUCUCUUUUAAAAAAGCCAUUUUAAAUAUAGCAAAGCAGUGUUUCUCUUGCACAGCAAAGUGAAGAAAGGUUCUACUAAGAUUUAAAUGUUUACACUGGUUAAGUCUUUCUUUCACAUUCGGAUUUCACUUCUGCCCAGGAUCAAUUGUUAGGAGUUGUUUUGUUCCUUAUUUACUAUGUAUUUCUUGUGCGCACAGUAACUCGGAGUUCCUGCUGCAUUAGUGUCCUUGAGGGGAGGGCAAGGCUAAAGCAGUUCUGACGAGUCCCUGACAACGUGGCGUUCCCAAAACUACCGUGAGAGCUCGAGGAUGGAGGUGAUUUGUCACAACAGAGCUAAAAAUCUUAAAUCACUCAGACCUGACUGGGUUCAGCCCAGGGUUGGAUCCACUUGCACUUCAGUCAGCAGAGAGAGAAUUUAAAAAAGUAGUAUUAUUAUUUUUUUUCACCUGUUGAAAUAUCUGUGCUAUGUCAUAAUUAUUUUUUUUCUUUUUAUAAAACAUUUUUUUUACAAUUUCUAAAAAAGUACGUUCCAAAGUGAGUUACUUGUUACUAAAAACCAGGAUUCCCAUUUCCUCGAUGGCAGGAGCUGCUCCCCAGGACGGGAGGGCUGUGGAAGGACAUUUGUGCCGUGGCUGGGGCAGCACAGGGCCAGUCCCCAGCCCGGCUCUUUAGAACUUUGAUUCUUUAAUACUCUUUUUUUUAAUUCAUUGGUGCAAUUUCAGUACAAACUCUAACCCUUGUGUAGCUUUGUCUUUAAGAAAACAGUAAUAAUACUGUUUAAAAACCUGCAUAGAAAUAAAGACUAUUGAGAUACAGUCAGCAAAGCCAUCUGAUAAGGCACACAAGAAAAUAGACAGUAAAUGUGAAUGCAGAACUCCCACUCGAUGUACAGCAAAGGUCAUACAGGUGCAUAAAUCAUGGAACUCACACCACUGGUCGGAGCAGCAAAAGGUGCAGGGGGUGGCAAGUGAAUUGGGUCACUGGGAGCACAGAGGCCUUGACCCCACGCCCUGUGAGCCAGUACCAUCCCAAACUAAAGGGAUCCAGGUCCAGGGAAGGGGCAGGAAGGGACUGGAGCCUGGCAGAUUUUCCGCUGCCACGAUGGGGGAUGAGCUGGAGGUGCCGCCUGAUCCCCUCUCCCAGCUCCUGUCACAGCCUGGGGCACUCACCAUUACACACAGAUGAAGCCCAAGCAGAAGUUUAAUAAAUACCAGGGAUAACCAGGAAGGCUGGAUAAUCCCACUGCAGUUUCCUCCCCAGCACCAGCACUGCCAGCCUGGAGGCGACCGGGACAGGUGGGAUCAGGGCCCCAAAUCCAACACCAACCCAGCACGAGGGGGCUCUGGAUCCUCCUCCUCUCUCUUGGAAGCAGCACAUUUUUCCCAAACCACUUGCCAACUCACAAAACCUUUUGUGCUCCUCUGAUAUGUGUCAUUUCCCUAUCAUGAGAAAUUAGGUCAAGUUUUUCCACUGGUUUUUUUUUUUUUCCUCCCUCCUCAGAAGAGGCAGCUUUAAAAUGAUGCCUUAAAAUGUGUUGUAACAGAUUUUUUUUUAUAUAUA
This is a messenger RNA of Myiozetetes cayanensis, 4518 nucleotides long. It is a transcript of the gene LYSMD4, whose product is annotated as LysM domain containing 4. The record is from RefSeq and is a predicted model, not a curated record. The coding region runs from base 62 to 874 and encodes 270 amino acids. NCBI's taxonomy places the organism in Eukaryota, Metazoa, Chordata, Aves, Passeriformes, Tyrannidae. The transcript has 3 exons.